Messenger RNA from Prorocentrum cordatum, 1375 nucleotides. The record is from the annotation of a GenBank genome assembly. NCBI's taxonomy places the organism in Eukaryota, Dinophyceae, Prorocentrales, Prorocentraceae.
GUGCCCUCCGCGCCUGCCCCUGGCGGUGCCGCGCAGGGCCGGCGCUGGGCGGCGCUCUCGCGGCGCGCUCUGCGCCGCGGCGCGCCUCGUGGCGGCGGGCGCGGCCGCGUGGGCGUCGUGGGGCCUCCGGCACCGGCUGGGCGGGGCAGGAGGAGACGGCCUCACCUUCUCAGUGCUGCCUUCCCGCAUUUCGAUCACGUCGCCAGGCUGGCUUCUGGAGGCCAAGACACCGAUGCUCGUGGCUGGGGUAUUUUUCGGCGCUCUGAGCGUCGGCCUGGCUGUCCUGAUCGGCAUCUUCGACCUGCUGAUGGAUUCCAUAGACUUGUGGAACGUACAGAUCAAGCGGGGCUUGUACGCGCAUUUGUUCGUAUGUGCCACGGGGAUGCUCUUCCACAGCGUGGGUUAUUCAUCGACGACUUUCUUGGUGGUCACCGAAGACAUUGUGGGCGGCGAUUAUCUCAUCGGACGGCACUUACACUGGCUGAUAUCUACGCCCCUGCAGUGGUACAUCUAUAAUCUGUGCUUCGUGAGCCCGGGGAGCAGGUCCAGCCGCAUUGAAACCAUCUACGCUUACGCUGCGGCUGUGCAGAUCUGCGGCAUCUUGAUGUUAGCCACGCCAUUCCCAAUCUUAUCCUUUGUUGCGGCCACUGGCUGCUUCGUGCGGGUUUUCGUGGUGGCGUAUCAGCUUCCGCUAGUGCCGGAGACUGCAGCUGUUGGCCGCAGGUUUUUAGACCUCCACCUGUUCCUGUGGUCUGCGUAUCCGAUUGCUCAGCUGUGCAGGGUGGUGGGCUGGCUGACGGUCGGGCAGCAGCAGGUGCUCGUAUAUUGCACCCUGGACUGCUUAUCCAAGGGCCUGAGCUUCGGCAGCAUCCUGGUGGCCCGCCUCAAGCGCACCCUGACAAGCAUGACCGGCGCCCUCCAGACGAUGCCCGAGAACCACGACGUGGUGCUCGUGGUGGACUCGUCCUUCCGGCUGCUGGAGCCCGUGCGCAACCAGAGCCUCCUGUUCCACAAGUCCGCGCAGGCCGACGGCACAGCCCGGAGCCUGCUCGAGCUCUGCGCCAGCGAGGAGGACAGCGAGCGGCUCCACAGGGUCGCCCGGGCGGCAGACCGCCAGCCGCCCGGGAAGGGCUCGCCGAAGUGCACGCUGACAUUCAGGCUCCGGCGCGAGUUCGGGGAGCUGAACACCACCUGCUUCGUGUCCAGGUGCACAGGAGGUCGCCGGACAAUCGGGAUCUCGUUCGCGGCCCAGCGGGUGGGUCCCCAGGCGAGCGGCAGCGAGGCGCGCGACCCCGACGGCGUGAUGUCUGGCCCGCACGGCGUUGCACAAGUCUCUGGAACCAGUCUCAAGCAUUUCGCAUGCGUCCCUGAGUGA